AUGUCGGGUGAUCGGGAGAGGAUGCCUUACUACGGAUACCGGGAGGGCGGGCCCGAGUCCGACUCUGAAGGCGGCUGCUCAGAUUCGGAUGGGGGGUAUUCGGACUCUGAGGGCGGCCUGAGCACGGAGAGCACGGUGGGGCAAGGCCUGCCCUUCCCCGGCUUCACGCCGGUCGCUCUCCGAUACCUCACGCAAGAGACGAGACCGAGAAGCUGGUGUCUCAAACUCAUUACUAAUCCAUAUCCUUUUCAAUAG
Messenger RNA from Spodoptera littoralis (African cotton leafworm), 255 nucleotides. NCBI's taxonomy places the organism in Eukaryota, Metazoa, Arthropoda, Insecta, Lepidoptera, Noctuidae. The record is from the annotation of a GenBank genome assembly.